AUGGGCUGGGUAAACACGUAUCGCCUCCUCUGUUGUCGCAAGCUAAACGUGCGCUUUAAUUGGGUGGCCCUCUAGUCAUUACUAUGGGCGUGGAACCUGUAAAAAGGGGACCUCGCAGCAGUAGACAGUAGUUGCAUUUAUCAGGCUGAUUUAUUUUGUGAUGGGAAACACUGACGACCGAUUAACGUUUCAAGUUAAAUACUGAGGAUAUUUACCCGGACACUAUGGAUAUCAGCAUUAUAACUCUUGAAGAUUCAUCGCCUCUGAAAGUCGUAUGACAGACACUCGUGCAGGUAACCUGCAGAAAGAUCAACGGCACGCGUAUUUCCCACAUCGGAUGAGUCGAGGCCGGGAAGCAAGAUUGAUGUGCACACUGACAUCGUUCCGUUGAUACCUCCAUGCUGAAGAAUUGUCACCGGGCGUGUGCUGCAGAUAUUCGGCCCCCACUCCAUCUUUACGUCAGGAAUAGCCAUGGCAAUCAUCUGGAAACAUCAGUGAUUCAACAAUUAAAUCGCCAUGGAAUCGGGUGCCGAGCCCGAUGGAUUUAAAUACCCAGCUCUUCCCAAUUCACAAUGUGAACUCAACAUAAAUAUGUAUGAGACUAUCAGAGAUGGAAACGUCACUAAUAUGGACACUUCGAAGGUCGUGAGAGGUGGGAGCGACCCGAGUGCAUAUCCUCCAUCGAAUUAUCAGCGAAUCGUGCGCCAAAGAUUUAUCAGGAGAAGUUUGUGGUUCUCAGACUCUGAUGAGCAGGCCUUUGAGGUGCCAGAAUGUGACAACAGGAGUAAAAUCCUCAACAUAAGCCUGCGCACGAUACUUGACAGGACACGGGAGGCUCGGUUGGGGCCACAGGAGGGUUCCAGUCAAGGAGGGAAGAAAGACAGCGCCACGGAGGGCGCCAGCGCUGAUGAGAAGGAGAAAACUGUGGAUAAAUUGAAUGUUACAUCCACCGACGGCAGUAAAAACACUGUCAGAACUGCUAGCGAGGAGGAAGAGGCUGAGAUGAAAGCUGUUUCCACAUCCCCUGGGGGACGGUUUCUCAAGUUCGAUAUCGAGCUCGGGAGAGGGUCCUUCAAGACUGUCUAUAAAGGUCUGGAUACCGACACCUGGGUGGAAGUUGCCUGGUGUGAACUUCAGGACCGUAAGCUGACCAAAGUGGAGCGUCAGCGGUUUAAGGAGGAGGCCGAGAUGCUGAAGGGGCUGCAGCACCCCAACAUCGUCCGCUUCUACGACUUUUGGGAGUCACCCCUCAAAGGGAAGAAGUGCAUUGUCCUGGUGACUGAGCUCAUGACCUCCGGAACACUCAAAACGUAUCUGAAGCGCUUCAAGGUGAUGAAACCCAAGGUCUUAAGGAGCUGGUGUAGACAGAUCCUAAAGGGCCUCCACUUCCUCCACACCCGGGACCCUCCUAUCAUCCACAGGGACCUGAAGUGUGACAACAUCUUCAUCACGGGCCCCACCGGCUCUGUAAAGAUAGGAGACCUGGGGCUGGCCACGCUCAAGAGGGCCUCCUUCGCCAAGAGUGUCAUAGGCACCCCAGAGUUCAUGGCCCCAGAGAUGUAUGAGGAGCACUAUGACGAGGCAGUGGACGUCUAUGCCUUUGGGAUGUGUAUGCUGGAGAUGGCCACCUCAGAGUACCCCUACUCGGAGUGCCAGAAUGCUGCACAGAUCUAUCGCAAAGUCACCAGCGGAGUGAAGCCUGCCAGCUUCAACAAGGUUGUGGAUCCUGAAAUCAAGGAGAUUAUUGGCGAGUGCAUCUGCCAAAAGAAAGAGGAGCGGUACUCUAUAAAGGACCUGCUGAACCAUGCCUUCUUUGCGGAGGACACAGGGGUGCGGGUGGAGCUGGCAGAGGAGGAUGAUGGGGAAAAGGCAGCUAUCGCCCUGAAACUAUGGGUGGAAGACCCCAAGAAGCUGAAGGGGAAGUACAAGGAGAGUGGCGCAAUUGAGUUCACUUUUGAACUGGAGAAAGAGACUCCAGAGGGCGUGGCCCAAGAGAUGGUGGAAUCUGGGUUCUUCCAUGAGAGUGAUGCUAAGAUUGUGGGGAAGUCUAUCCGAGACCGUGUAGCGCUGAUCAAAUGGAGGAGAGAGAGGUCCGUAUUGGCAGGACCCCCAGUGGACAUAGAGGCAGGACUCGGGGCCCAGUCAACCCCGGCCCAGGGGGCCUCUGCUGGGGCUACACAGGCAGUACAGCCCCCUCUGCUGGAGCCAGAGGCAGACCAGCACGCCAGGCUGUGUAACCUUCCAGCCAGCGCCACCUCUGUCACAUCAGACAGUACGUUUGACAGCGGCCUGGGCUCCGCUGUGUACUCUGACUCCCACAGCAGCCAACACAAUGUCCUCUACCAGUCCCUAGUGGAGCCCAUCACCAAGGCAACGCAGCAGCGUCACCGCAGUGGUCUGUAUUUGGCUUCAGCACGCCCCCGCUCCUGUGAAAAGGGCGAGGGGUGGAAAGGAGCCCUAGGGCCAGAGCUCCGAGUGGGGGUAGGAGCAGGGGCAAGGAGAGGGAGUGCCUCUGUCAUUGACACUCUAAGGGGCAACAACGUCACUCUUCAUAUGCUCCUGCAACCUCUGACCUCUGGGCCCUGCAGCCCACAGAGAGCUGCCAGUCCUGCCCCCACAUCACCAGACAACCAAACAGAGAGCAGCCCCUCUGAGUUCUGCUCCGAGGCAGAGGACGGCUUCCCUUCUCCGAGUGCUUUGCCUGCCCCCCUCCUCCUGGCCCUCCCUGACCCCACACACUCUGAGGCCCGGCGUCAUAGUGACUCUUCUGUGGAAUCCCAGACAUUGGAAGCCACCAAUGCGAGCAGGGUUGAAUCUGUAUCAGGUGGGAGGAGGCAUUCGGACUUCAGCACCCUGCUGAGUCUAAACUCUGCCCAUCACCACUACCACCAAGGCGCACCCAGAAAGCACCUCUGCCAGGCCUGCUUCUCUCUGCUGCUGAAGUCACAAGAAGGGUGGCACAAGCAGCAGCACAUCUCCUUUCCACCACACCCCUGUGGGGUAGCGACAACUGCAGGGUCAGGAGGGGUGAAAGGUCAAAUAGGAAGUGACUGCUCUGACCUCUUCUUACUACAACAGAACCUGAUGAACAUCAUCAGCCGUAAAACCACCCUAUCCAACCAGGGCCAACCCUCCCUCCUCCACCUACCUGCAGCCCAGCAGCCUGCCAAGAACUAUGGGGAUGGGAGUCUGAACUUACCCCACAGAGGCAGCUUCAGUGGUGGCCACACUACACCUCCUUUGGCCAGGCCCACACAGGACCGCAGGGCCAGCUACUGCGCUGGGGACCACCGAGCCACCGGGCCCCCGGGAGUGUCCAGUGCUGUGCACACCUUGCUCCAGAACCAUGCGUCUCUCCAGAGCCAGCCUGCCUCCGCCCCGGCCCUGCACACCCACCUGCAAUACCUCCAGCCUGGCCACAGCUACCCCACCGCUCCCCAGGUCAUUCAACAGACACCCACCACAGCCAGCUUCUCAGCUGUAGCUUUGCAACACACCCCAGCUUCAGCAAGUUACUCGGCAUCAAACAUUCCUCUGCAACAGAAUCAUACCGGACAGAGCUACCCAGCUCCACCUCAGCAACAGACCGCAACAGCAGAAAGUUAUACAACUGCAAAUGUACCACUUCAACAGCCUGCAGCAAGCUUUUCAGCGACAACCAUGCCCCCGCAGCAGCCACACACCGCAGCAGCAAGCUACACAGCAGCAACAAUGCCAAUCCAGAGGACACCAACUCCACAGAGUUAUGUUGCUCUGCAACAGCUGACUCAAACUGCAGCGAGCUACGCAGCUCCAACUCUGCAACAAAACCCAACACCAGCAAGCUUCUCAGCAGCAGCAGCCUUGUCUGUCCAACAGACUGUAUUGGCAGCUACCAUAGCAGCAGCAACAAAACCCUCACAACCAGCUGCACAGAACUACUCCGCUCCAGUGGGGCAUCUUCAACAGACUGCACCCACACAGAGUUAUGCAUCUGUAGCCCCAGCUGUGGUCCACACAGUAUCUAUACCCAGUCUCCCUACUUGGACCCCCAGUGUAGCAACACAACCUCUAGCUUCUGUUGUGCCUCCCCCAGUCCAGCCUUGCCCAGCCCCACACAGCCUCUCAGACAAAGCCAUGCCUUCCAUUCUGCAGCUUGGCCAGUCUAGUCCCAUGCAUCACAGACAGCAGACGGUGCAGGUCCCCAUUCAGCAGCAACACAUCCAGCAAAUGGCACAGACCACUGUCCAACAGGAUAGUCCCAUGCAGCACAGCCAACAGACUGUGCAGGUCCCCCUACCCCAACACAGCCAGCCGUUGGUUAAGCCUACUGUCCAACAGGCUCCAGUUGUCCAGCGCUACCAGUCACCUGCCCAUACUGUGCAGCAAGGUUCAACCCUCCAGAGUUACCCCAGUUCUGUACCCCUAAUGGGGCAACAGAACUCUGCUUCACAGAGCUACCCACCCUCAGCCCCACAGGCCUAUCCAUCUGCUCAGGCUCCACAGCAGGCCGCAGACCCACAGACCUACCUAGUGGCACCCAUAGUGCAACAACAGACUGGGACUACUGCACAGCACAUCCAGGCCCAGGUAGCCCCACUAUCCCCAGGCCAGCAGUACCAACUCUAUCUCCACAACCCAGCUUUUCUGAACCAGAAUGUUCCUGGGGGUCAAAGCCUUCCCCAGCACCACCAAUCAUUAUCUAGUCUGCCUGCCCAGGCACUGCCUCCUCAGCAGCCAUUGGCUCAGGCCUCUGACCCUCUGCAGUUGCAGCCACUACAGAUGUCCACUUCUCUUCCACCAACACACCUUUCACAGGUCAAGCAGCAGACCCAGCUUCCAGAUCCAGGCCACCCCUCCCAGCCUACCCAUCCUGCAGUUUUCUCCUCUCCCAUACAUAGUGGGUCGGACAGGGGCACAGUCACUGCCGCAGCCCAGCUUGACCAGAACCUCAGCCAAACCCUGUCUCGGCGUCAGGCACUAGGCCAGAACCAGAGCCAACCCCUGGCUCCAGCGUCACAGCCACCAGGCUCCCAGACAGCAGGACCUGGGCCUGCCAGCACCAGCUUGACACAGCAGAACCAGGCCAGUGCCAGCACAGGGACGACGGUCACCUCGGCACAGCCUCUAACAGAGUCCAAUCCGGAGGAUCCUGGUGCAGAGAUGCAAGCUUCAGGGGCCAGCUACUCCUACGACAGUGUGAACUCCGAUGCCACCUCAGGGAAGGAGAUGAGCGACGGUAAUGAGGGGACACACGGGUCAGGGAAGGGCGAGGGGAAGAUCCGGAAACCCCACCGCCGCUCCACACGCACCCGAUCACGCCAAGAGAAGAUCAACAAGCCCAAACUCAGCAUGCUCAACGUGUGUAAUACAGGGGAUAAGAUGGUGGAGUGUCAGCUGGAGACCCACAACCACAAGAUGGUCACCUUCAAGUUUGACCUGGACGGAGACGCACCUGAGGAGAUUGCCACUUACAUGGUGGAGAAUGACUUCAUCCUGCUCCUGGAGAAGGAGAUGUUUAUAGAGCAGCUGAAGGACAUUGUGGACAAGGCUGAGGAUAUGCUGAGUGAAGACACGGAGGGGGAGAGGAGCUCUGACCACGUGGGCAGUCCUCAACAGAGCCACGGAACAGUCAUACUGGGGGGAGAGGGUUCAAAGACUGCUACACCUAAUUCACCACAGCUUGUUUACCAGCAGAACGUCCUCCACACUGGGAAGCGCUGGUUCAUUAUCUGCCCCGUGGCCGAGACGCCCACGCCAAACAGGGAGAAGACCUCAUCAAAUGCCUCUACAGCCAAGGAGGCUCCUGCUACGUCAUUGUCUAGGUCCAGCUGCAUUACUACUCCUCCUGUUCCUGCCCUGACCACCACAGCCCCUACUCCAGCCCCGUCUGCCCUCCCUGCACCCCAGAGCUCUGCUCAGCCUCAGGACCCCAAUGUUGGCGAGGCCAGAAUGCAGCAGCCCCAGGCCUCUGGAACCAAACCCACCACCAAUACUACGACUGCUGCUGUGGGCCGCCACGAGCCCUGUGUCUCCAUGGUAACAGACAUCCCAUGCUGCCCCAUUGUUCCACCCGUGUCUCUGGAUGUGAAUAGGGUGGGACAUAAAGGGGCGAGCGGCACUUCCUCUUGUCUACCCAAUCAGGGGGCCAGCCUGUCAGGAGACCCACCCCCUCUGGGCUCUCACCAACCUGUGGUCUUGCAGCAGCCCUACGCCACACCCAGCAUGGUGGGUGGAGGAGGUGAAGUCCCAACACCAUCACAGCCCCAGAGUCCAGCCCACCAGGCCUCCCAGCAGCAGGAUGGACCUGGUGGAUCCGGGAGUGGAGGUGGUGGGGGCCUGGGGGAGUCUGAUGGAGAGGGCCCCCCCAGGGUGGAAUUUGUGGACCGCACUAUCAAGACUCUUGAUGAGAAGCUGAGGAACCUGCUGUACCAGGAGUACGCCCCAUCUGCUCCCUCCAGUACCGCCUCAGACCUCCAGGGCUUCAGCACAGAGGGGGUCAGCUCUCCCCUUGUCUCUGACAGCCAGACCAUCACAGAGGGGGGGCUCCCCAGGAAGGGAGAGCUGCUGGUAAAGAUGCACCAUCCUCAGAUACCCGAGCGUACAGAUAGUUUGGAUACCCUGAGUGCCUCUGCAGCCUGUAAAGGUGUGCUGAACACUAACAUGAUGGGCAGUUCCAGUUCCUAUGGUUCCAAGAGCCGUUUUCAGAUCAUCCCCACUCCUCCAGACGUCAUCAUCCGUUGUUUAGAGAAGGCCAGAAGUCGCAGCACCUGCAGCUCCACGGCUCCCUCUAGUGGCUCGGGGGGCUCUCACGCUGCAGCUGAGCGGGGAGGACGGCGAGACCAGGGGUGUAUGGCCGCGGGCAGGUUUUCAGUGAUAACCACCGAAGAGGGGCUGGAAAACACCCCCAAACCUCACUGUAGCCACCGCUACUCAGCCCCCCCAGACUUCUACCAGGACACUCCCACCUCCAGCCCCAAUGCCACCCCCACCCUGCUCCCACGCGCCCACACUGCUGAUGCUGCCACGAACUACUCCUUCCACUUCGACUCUGACUCAGGGGAGGAGGACACCAGUAGUUUAGCCCCUCCCCCUGCCCACCACAAGCCUCCAGCCCACGCACUCUCAGAACACAGCGGAAGUGACCUCAUGAAGAGGGCGGUGGCCUUCCUGCGCCGCACGGGCCGCAGCAGCAGUGUGCAGAGCUCUGAUUCGCCGAGCCGGCGACCCGCGGUAGCGAACGGCCACGCCCUCUCGCCGCCUGGACCCAGCCCCGCAUCGUACAUUAGCAGUGACAACGAUUCUGAGUUUGAGGACGCGGACAUGAGGAAGGAGCUGCAGAGGCUGAGGGAGAAACACAUGAAGGAGAUCUCAGAGCUGCAGGCGUUCCAGAGGAAUGAGAUCGAGCAUCUGUAUAAAGAGGUGGGGAAAGCCCUGCCGCCUGGUGUAGGCCAAAUGCACGCUGCGCCCCCUAGUGGCCGCAGACGUAGGGCCAGCAAACACAAGCUGAAGGCGGGCAAGCUGCUCAACCCCACGGUGCAGCAGCUGAAAAACAACCUGAACACCACCACCGCCGGUGAGAGGAAAGGUGAGAGUGCACCGGGCUUGUCUGGCUCUCCAGCUAAGAGCUCCAUCGUGUCUGACGGCUCUGACUGCUCCAGUGGCAGCAGCAGUAGUACCAGCAGCACUCUGCCCAGCACUGCCCCAGAACCCGUCCAGACCCAGCAGCCCUGUUCUCUCAAGGGCUCCCUCUCCUCUGACAGCAUCUAUGGUGGUGGCAUGGCCACACACGCUGGCCCAGGGCAAGGAUGGACGGUAUACCACCAAACGUCAGAGAGAGUGACCUAUAAAUCUAGUAGCAAACCGCGUGCUAGAUUCCUCAGUGGACCCGUGUCUCUGUCCAUCUGGUCCACACUGAAACGACUAUGUCUAGGCAAAGAGCGCAGUAGUAGGUCUUCUCACGGCGCCAGUGCAACUCAGACAGCAUCCAAUCAGCAACAGCCACCAGCUGUUCCCACCCCUUCGUCAUCUCCUCAACCAAUGGCGGCGCUAGCUCAGGCCCAGACGAACAACAGCAACAACAAGAAGCCAGGCACCUUCACGGACGACCUGCACAAGCUGGUAGAUGAUUGGACGAAGGAGACGCUGGCGGCCAAUCAGCCACGGCCCUCUCUGAACCAGAUCAAACAGCAGAGACGCAGGCAGGACCUGGAGGGCCAAGCCACGCCCAUGGGAGGAGCCAGACAGGAGGUGAGAUGUGCCAUCCUUCCAAACAAGUUCCAGCUGCCUCUGUCCUGUCCGCUGACAGCUGUAGGCCUAGCCAUGCCCACUGACCUGGGCUCCAACCCCUCUGCCAUGCUCCAGCCCGGGUACCUGGUACCAGCAGGUCCUUAUGGAGGGGUUGUGACCGGCCCCUUAUACCCCCAGCAGUGGUCUGGUAUGCCCAGUCCUGUGGGGAUGAUGGGGUCAGCGGAAGGAAUGCCCUACCCCACCAUGGCCAACCCAGGGUUGCAGGCGUACCCCCUUACCCUGCUCAGCCCUGAGAAUGGCCCUAACACCAGGACUACCUAAUGUGACAAAUAGCACCUUCUUGCACCCAGCAAACCCCCACCCCAUCGCACCUGAUGCUCAAAACAGACUUCCCCCAACGUUCCCCUCUAUCCCAGCACCCUCACAUCAGGGCUGUCUAACUAACAGGCCUUUCCUAAUUAUGUGCUGAUAACCUAACUCCACUCUGUCCCCCCUGGUUCUCACUCCAGGGUUACAAUUGUAAUGAAAUCAGUCUAAUCACUUUUAAUGGGGUGACGGGAUGGAAAAUAGAAUAAAGUAGGGCCCACACAUUAUAGAUGCACCAACAAAUGGCUUAUGGGUCGUUCCACCUCAAAAAGCACAAGAAAGAGGAUUUCGACAACCACCAUCUCCGAUUGUGCUCAAAUUGUUUCUGUAGUUAGAAACAUAAGAUUAGCAUUCCUGAAACAAUUUGUUGAAGUAUAAUUUGUUACUGCCACACCCUUUUAUAAAUUUCACUGAUAUUUAGUGUUUAUUAAAUGGAUCACAACAUUUGAUUUGCCACUUUGGGUAGAAAACCAUUGGCUUUAGCUCAAGGGAAUAUGUUACAUAGGAUGAAGAAGCAAUACUCCAAGUCAGACAUAGAGAACUGUUGCUGUAUACUGGGUGGGAUUGGUGUGGGGGUCUGUGGGUGGUGUUUGACCAUUUUUAUUGGAUUCCUUGUGUCUUACUCAAUUGUAGGAAGAAGUUUGACCCAAAACGUAUGUUUGGUACUAUAUGUAUUGAAUAUUAUGUGAAUCUUAUAAAUUAAAAGGGCCAAUUUGGGUACAAUCAUUUAGCUUGAUUUCUCAAAUUUCAACAAUGUUGCAAGAAUGCCAAUCUUAUGUUUCUAACUACAGAAACAAUUUCCGAACAAUCUGAGAUGGUGUCAUGGCUUGCUGAAAUGACAUGGGAUGACUAUUAUGUGUUGAGUACACAAGUGUGUCUGAGUACUGGCCCCUACUUGACUGUACUACUCAACCCCUCCAGUGUUCCUAUAUGCAGGAUAGUCCUGCUCCACUCUGCUCUGAUUAUGUGGGUUGAUGCUUUAUCAAAGAGUAACAUGCAUGUAAAUAACCUGUGAGCUUGUAAAUCUCCAGUGUGCAGGUAGAUGUAGUUUAUACAACACCUGAUGUUUUCCUGUGUGCUUGCGCACAGUAUAAAUGUCCUUUGUGUGUGUGUCAGAGUACCUACUGCUUUGGUCUUGACUAAACUCAGUCAUACAAAUAAUAUUAGCGGUCACCAAUGUGACGUUUUCACCAAAUCCAUCAUAACCAAUAAGCAGUAAUGUUUUCAGAGCUUUUUAUUGUUUACUAACGUUUUGUCAACCUUAAUACACUACAUUAGAAAUUAAAAUACAAGGGUUUAAGAUGACAGGAUACCUGUAUUUAAGGUGAAGUUCUCUGGAGGAGUGCCUUGAACAUAGCUUUUUCUGUGAAAUUAAGCAUGUCCAAAUCACAGAUUUUAUUUCAUGGUGGCUUGAGUGCCACUUCAUUUUUUUAUGCUUUGCAGACACUUUUUUUUGGUUUACAUUUGAAUGCCCUUGUAGCACUGCACUAUUAACACAGUAUAUGCUUUUAUUUAAGGAAUAAAAUCAUGUCUUUAAUCAUUGUUUACUCCACCCUUGUGAAUUUAGAACGCCAUAGACGUGAAAUGGACAGUUGCCUUGCGAGAACAGGCUGUUGAUGUAGCUACAGUUAAUAAGAGAGAACAUACAAUAAAAGUCAAAACCCACUCAUUGGGCAGUGGUUAGUUAGUGUCAUAGGCAUAGAGUUAGAAUUCAUAGAAUUAACAUUCCAAUUCAAGUCAACGUUCCCCAAUGGAUGGAUCAAUUGAAUUCUCAUUCUAUAUUUGUAGGUCUGUUUUUAGAGGGGAGCCAGUAGUGUCCAGCUCAGAAUGUAGCAGAGGCAGGUUUACCGAGCGAGACUUAAAGUGCAAUUUCACCCCUCCACCUAGCUUUUGUAGUGGCCUUGCCACAAGCCUUAUCCAGGAACCUGCAACGGGAGCUAGUUUCUUUUGUUGCCUUUUUAGUUUAACGUAAGUUACAAAUCACAAAGAAAACACUAACUGCAUUUACAACUGCAAAAUAUUUUCUGUUGGGCCAAGAGCAUGGCUCCUAUUAUUAAACACAUGUGAUUUAAUUAGUGGAAUUACCAGUUAUUUACUCGUCUAAAGUAUUGUUUUGUGUUUCUUGAGCGUGAUGUCGGCGCUGCUAGUGUGUCUGGUGGAUCCAUUAAGAAGGAAAGGAGGAGUUAGGGUGUGUAUCUCGUGGUACUUGAUAACACGACACAAGAUGAUACGCAUCCCUCCAGUAAAAAAUACCUUUUUCAGAGGAUAAGUUUUCUCAAUGAGAUGUUCAUGUGAAGCAGUGUUAUUAUAUUGCCUUGUUGACAUUAUUAAAUGAUGUAUCAUUUCCCAGGUGGUUUUUGAUACCCUGGCUUUCUUCUCUUUAUGGUUUUGAGUGUUUUGAUUCCUCUGUUCAGAAUGAAACAUGAUAAAUGCAGAUGGAUACUUGAUUGGGGAGAAUUGCACAUGGCAUGACCUGUGUUCUAACCAUAGCCUGUAUGAAAUGGGUUCCAACCUGUAAAAAUGUAUGCCAUUUAGCAGACGCUUUUAUCCAAACCGACUUAGUCAUGCGUGCAUACAUUUUUACAUAUGGGUGGUCCGGGAAAUCGAACCCACAAUCGUGGCAUUGCAAGCACCAUGCUCUACCAACUGAUCAAUAUGUAUCCCAACAUACCUGUACAUAAUGGGAUUAACCUCCCCCUUAUCCUCCUGACCAUUGAAAGAGCAGCUCAAUUCAAGAGCAGUUCAAACUGUUCAAAUAUUUUCCAUACAGCAAGGUUAUUAUUAUACCGCCAGCUAGAAAUCUCACAACCACCACACCAGUUAAAGGUUGCAGCACUCCAGUCCUGCCAAGCUGUGAAUUGUACAGUUUUCCUGUAAUUAGUAUUUGUACAUUUUCUUUGUCUGUUUUGAGAUUUCACAUCAGUGUUUGUUAUUCCAUCAAUUCGGUUUGAAUUGGGCUUUUAUAGGAUAUUAUGCAGUCUUCUGCUUUGGUGAAAUACUUCUAGUAGUAAGAGAUUUCUGUUCUCUGUUACUCGUUGUAGCUAACAAGUAAUGCUACACCUCCCUGUCUGGUAUGCUUAGUGAGCAGAGAACCUCUGUUGGAAUAUUCACUGGGAGGCAACAUUCAGAUCCAUAGAAAUGGAUUGUAUAGAACCAAUAUGAUUAUCUGAGGAAUAGCGCACUGUGCUUCUUCUGAUCAUUGCAUUUCUAUCAGUUCUGAGCAACAUUGCCUCCUGUUGAAUAUGCACCCCCCGAUGGAAGGCUUGCAAUAAAGCUCUGCGUGGGAUUUGCUUCUGCCUGCUGUGCAUUUCCCACUAUAUUACCUUACCAACCCAGUCAGCCCCACUCUAAUCACAAAGACUGUACGUGUUUAAAGAGAAAUAAACAUUAUUUUGUGCUUGA
Messenger RNA from Salvelinus fontinalis (brook trout), 11997 nucleotides. Its product is annotated as serine/threonine-protein kinase WNK2-like. Gene Ontology annotation, molecular function: potassium channel inhibitor activity; ATP binding; chloride channel inhibitor activity. The record is from RefSeq and is a predicted model, not a curated record. Gene Ontology annotation, cellular component: cytosol; cytoplasm. The transcript is spliced from 30 exons. Lineage: Eukaryota; Metazoa; Chordata; Actinopteri; Salmoniformes; Salmonidae. Gene Ontology annotation, biological process: negative regulation of sodium ion transport; protein phosphorylation; intracellular signal transduction. Bases 517 to 8550 code for a protein of 2677 amino acids.